Morchella sextelata is the source of this 669-nucleotide messenger RNA. RefSeq lists its product as uncharacterized. The transcript has 2 exons. NCBI's taxonomy places the organism in Eukaryota, Fungi, Ascomycota, Pezizomycetes, Pezizales, Morchellaceae. Bases 1 to 669 code for a protein of 222 amino acids. The record is from RefSeq and is a predicted model, not a curated record.
AUGUCAUUUGGGUUUUCAGUCGGUGAUAUAAUUUCGGUAGGGCAGCUCGCGGCGCAACUUUACAACUGUCUCGCCGGAGACGUUGACGAAGAGUGCAAAAAACUUAGCAACUCACUCAUGUCCCUUCAACGAUCAAUCAGGAUAGCGUCGGAAGUUUUCUCGCAACAAUCGGAUGGAGAUGGUACUUUACUUAGCACUACCAUAAAGGAUGUUCUCUAUGAGAUCCACAUCCUUGAUGGAAUACUGAAUACCUACCUAUCGGCUUACAACAAAUACUUUGAUAGCGCUGGAGUCGACAAAAAUGAUCGCAAAAUCAAGGAUAAGUGGAGGAUCAUCAAGUGGGGCUUGAGUAAUGAGGGUUCUGCGAGAGAACUUGGGUCAAAUCUGCUUUUCCACAUCAACGCCUUCCAGUCAUACAUGAUGGAAGUGAUAUUCCAGGUUGUCUUUCAAACGGACAAGCACGUACAGGAAGGUGUUGCGAAAGUUAAAGAUGUUAAAGAUUCAGUCAUGAAAGGUUUCAAAGGGGUUGACUCCGAGUUUAAGGCGAUGAAGAAGAGAUUGGACGAGGCGGAUAGUCGCUUUUCACAACUUAUGAGCUUGAUUUCCUGUAGUUCCUGGGCGAACACCAAACAUCUGGGAGAAUUGCAGUAUGGAUCUUGUUAUGGUUAG